GUUGAAACGACACGGGUCGAGGCGGGAUACGCCCUUUACAGUACUGGGAAGAGUAUAGGUAAGGGUAAAAGGAGGAACACGUGACCCAGAAUUAUGCAUUCUCUCUCCUCGACUUCUCCCCUCCCCUCAAGCCAAUCGGAGCAAACGCGACACGAAUACGCUUCCGCUGUUCAUCCAGUCUCUCGACCACACGAUCCUAGCACAAAGAGAAUAGUGCUCUCGCCUCACCAGUCUUCGUUUAGAUUAUGCAAGGUCCAAACUUGCAUUGAACGCAUUUUGCCAGAACUUCUUCACCGACACUUGGUCAGAUUUAUGUCUCUGCCGGGAAGCAGACGAGAGACCUCCCUAUCGUCAUCGAUCAUGCAAAUAUGGACUCGGCCCCUCGAUUGCCCAAUUCGGAGUCUAGUCGUUCUCUUUGCAACAUGGAAGCUCCUUUUGCUACUCAUCGCGGUUCUUAGUCCUGGCUCGGGUUAUGAUACUUCAGCCAGCCUCUUCUCUCCAAGCGCUGCUGAAGGCCGACAGCUACCACCACCUAUCCAAUACAUUCUCGGCAAGUUGACAAGAUGGGACGCUAUAUACUUCGUCAAAGUAGCGGAUCGUGGUUAUGUUUUUGAGCAGGAGUGGGCGUUCGGGUGGGGAUUUACUAGCCUGAUAUCCUUGUGUGCUGCAGCACUUGAGAAAGCGGGAACACCCCACUAUGAUGACCUAGAAGGGCUCAUAGCAGUUGUAAUUGCUCAUACUGCGCACCUGCUCUCAGUGCCUGUCCUGUUCAGGCUCACUUCAGCUGUCUUCGCUGAACCUUCUGCGUGGCUUGCCUUCACGGCAGCUUCAUUGCAUAUUAUUUCACCCGCCGGCCUUUUUCUCUCAGCUCCAUAUGCAGAGAGCUCUUGUGCGUUGUUGAGUUUUAUAGGAUGUCUUCUAUUUACCAAGAGUCUUGGUGGAAAUGGACCCGUGACUGCGAGUCACGACGUUCUCGUGCUGCUCUCUGGCGUGUUUUUCGGGAUUGCUGCAACUUUCCGAAGCAAUGGUAUUCUUAAUGGCCUACUAUUACUUGAGGAGGCGCUCAGAACAUUAUGGAGCUUGAAGCAUGGCGUUCGAGUUUCCUCGUUCCGUCGGCUUAUAGCAACCGGUCUGGGCGGAUUGUGUGUCGCUGUCGGCUUUCUACUACCACAGUAUAUCGCAUACACUGAAUACUGCGGAAACUCGGGCAUAAAUACGAGAACUUGGUGUAAAAGGACAUUGCCAAGUAUCUAUACCUUCGUCCAGGACCACUACUGGCGGUGUGGCUUAUUCCGAUACUGGACAUUUUCGAAUCUCCCGCUCUUCCUUCUCGCCACUCCUAUGUUUGCUAUCUUGGUGAUCUCGGGGUUGUGGGCGUUGAAAAUUCUACCAGGAGAGUCGGUACAGAAUCCUAACAAUUCAAAAAAUGUCCACAAGAGCACUCAAGGGCCAGUGCUACAAGUCAUCCGAAACCUCGCAGUCUCGCAGCUAAUGCUAGUACUACUUACCUCCACAACGGCUCACGUUCAGAUCAUAACACGAAUCUCUUCGGCGUACCCCGUUUGGUUGUGGUAUGUUGCCAGCUCAUGUCGGGAAGGGAAGGCAUUGCUUGUUGGCAGGAUUGUGAAAUUUAUGGUUGUAUAUUCUGUCAUUCAAGGAGGACUAUUUGCAUCCUUCCUUCCUCCCGCUUGAUUCAUCAGAACAGCUAGCAGGAUUGUACAGCAAAUAGCAUAAGGUCAAAAGCUAGAAUAUAUCAGGGGUAGAGAGAAACUAGGAUUGGCCUGGUUAUUGGUUCGUUCCGGAACUGGAAAAUGCCUCGGGAUGAAAUAACUUUGCACAUGAUUGCGAGAGAGAAAAAAUCACCGAAUGCCCAGGAAUGUUGUGGGCAUUGCCAUCUGAUGUUCCUUUUUGAGACGCCGCAGGCAAGAAGUGAGCACGUAAGGCAAUGAGGCGACUUGCGUAGCUAGCUUGCCUAAGGAACCACCUCAGAUAAUGCAUUAACCUUCCCUCUUUAAACCUGUGAGUAAAUCAG
Hyaloscypha bicolor E is the source of this 2032-nucleotide messenger RNA. RefSeq names its product glycosyltransferase family 76 protein. Gene Ontology annotation, cellular component: endoplasmic reticulum membrane; mannosyltransferase complex. NCBI's taxonomy places the organism in Eukaryota, Fungi, Ascomycota, Leotiomycetes, Helotiales, Hyaloscyphaceae. The transcript has 3 exons. The record is from RefSeq and is a predicted model, not a curated record. Gene Ontology annotation, molecular function: alpha-1,6-mannosyltransferase activity; GPI mannosyltransferase activity. Bases 94 to 1692 code for a protein of 532 amino acids. Gene Ontology annotation, biological process: GPI anchor biosynthetic process.